Molecule: messenger RNA, 1213 nt
Organism: Mycena citricolor
Lineage: Eukaryota; Fungi; Basidiomycota; Agaricomycetes; Agaricales; Mycenaceae
Source: the annotation of a GenBank genome assembly
CAACAACCACCUGCUGGUACUGCGGCGCGUCUUCGGAACCUUGUCUCCAGCGUUCAAAACUGUCUCCUCGCUGGAUGUAACGGUACGUAUAAAGGCGAAUGGGCAGAGGCGUACCAACAUACUCAACCACUUCAAUCUUCUUGUUUUUCUUCUCAUGUCUCGACUAGCUCUUUUCUUGACGUUCACCACCUCCCUCGCAUCGGUCUUUGCGGCCGAACUUGCUGAGAGGGACACAACCGAUACUUCUGUUCAUGCAGGCGGAUACACACCUUCGCGACAACUUGCCUCUAUGGCAAUUAUCGCGUUUGCGCAGUCGGCGAUUGUGUCCUUGAUCCACUUCUUCUGGGUCCGACCGAUGAAAGUCUCUCUGCUUACUUACACUGUCGGAAUGUUUGCGCUCACUGCUGGUUUCCUUCUCCGGGCCAUGGACACGGUUGCGCCUUUCCAACUGUGGAAGUACAUCACCUGGGACCUGCUCACUCUUCUCUCGGUACCUAUUCUCGCACUCACUUCGGAACCAGCACUGAUAACCCUACAGCCCAGUUUCUUUAUCGCCACAUGCUACUUUCUGCUUGCUCACUUGGGUAAUACGUUCGACCCUGAUGUCGUCUCGCGGUCCCUUGCCGUCAGCCCCUCGCGCAUCAUGACGUUCUUCGUCGGGAGCAACCUCGUCAGUUUCCUGCUCGAGGGCGGUGGUGGAGCCAUGACUCAUUCGCAAAACGGCUCUGUGGCGCAAACGGGUUCCAAGAUCGUCUUGAUCGGAUUCAUCCUCCAGGCCGCGACGCUCCUCCUCUUCAUUUUCCUUUUGAUUUCUUUCACUACCCGAAUGUCCACUGACUACCCCCAUCUCUGGAAACCCGACCACGUGGCCAAGUGGAAGAUGAUGUCUGCUGGUCCGAUCGAGAACUGGCGCCUGCUUGUCUACAUGAUCUUCAUCGUCUGCGGCGGACUGCUGGUGAGCACCGUGUACCGCGUGGUCGAAUACAUCGGAGGAUACAACGGCACGGUAGCCAACAAAGAGUUGUAUUUCUACCUCUUUGACGCCCUGCCUCUCGCCAUGACCACUUCGAUGUUCAUCACGCUCUGGCCGGCACGGUUCCUCCACCAUCAAGGACACCGUUAUUCUCUGCGCGGCGAGCCGAGCCACGAAGCCCUUAAACUUAAUUCCUUCACCGAGGCUUAAAUGACGAUCCGCUUCUUUCUUCGGACUCGG